UUAAAAUCUAACUGUGAAAGGUGAUAGGUUGUAAUGGAAACGGAAAGUCUGCAGCAGGAGACAGCAAUCUGCAGUGGCUCUUGAUAUUCCAGCCCAGUCCAGCGCAUUGAGUCGGUUUCUUCAGGAUCUCCAUCUUGCGCAGCUCUUACAGGUGAACAAGGUGAUGUCCAUCUUGUUUUAUGUGAUAUUUCUCGCUUAUCUCCGUGGCAUCCAAGGGAACAACAGCAUGGAUCAAAGGAGUUUGCCAGAAGACUCGCUCAAUUCCCUAAUCAUCAAGCUGAUCCAGGCAGACAUUUUGAAGAACAGACUGUCCAAGCAGGCAGUGGACGUUAAGGGGAGCUAUCAGAGCACCCUGCCCAAAGCGGAGGCCCCCCAGGAGCUGGCGCAGGGAGAGCCGGCCAAGUCGGAAUUGCAGCGCAUGAUCCCCAUGGACACGGAGUUGCUACGACAACAGAGACGCUACAGCUCACCCCGCGUCCUGCUGAGUGACACCACGCCCCUCGAGCCCCCUCCCUUGUAUCUCAUGGAGGAUUACGUGGGCAACCCCGCGACAGCCAACAGAACCUCCCGGAGAAAACGGUACGCAGAGCAUAAAAGCCACCGAGGGGAGUACUCGGUGUGUGACAGUGAGAGUCUGUGGGUGACCGACAAGUCGUCAGCCAUUGAUAUCCGGGGACACCAGGUCACGGUUCUAGGGGAGAUCAAGACUGGCAACUCGCCCGUGAAACAAUACUUUUAUGAGACAAGAUGUAAGGAGGCCAGGCCCGUCAAAAACGGGUGCAGGGGCAUUGAUGAUAAACACUGGAACUCCCAGUGCAAGACGUCCCAGACCUACGUGCGGGCACUGACUUCAGAGAAUAGCAAACUGGUGGGCUGGCGGUGGAUACGAAUAGACACCUCCUGUGUGUGUGCCUUGUCGAGAAAAAUCGGAAGAACGUGAACUGGCCUCUCUCCCCAUAUAUAAAUUAUUACUUUAAAUUAUAUGAUAUGCAUGUAGCAUAUAAAUGUUUAUAUUGUUUUUAUAUAUUAUAAGUUGACCUUUAUUUAUUAAACUUCGGCAACCCUACAGUAUAUAAGCUUUUUUCUCAAUAAAACCCGUGUGCUUGCCUUCCUUCGGGCCUCUCCCAUCUGUUACACCUUGUUUUGUGAGCCGGCUCUGGGAGCCACUCUGAAAUCUGUGAACACACAAGUCUGUUGCAUUCAACGUUGUCAAGGCCACGACUGUGCUUAUAGUAAACGUUGCUAAAAUC
Messenger RNA from Ochotona princeps (American pika), 1250 nucleotides. RefSeq names its product neurotrophin 3 (gene NTF3). Gene Ontology annotation, biological process: positive regulation of peptidyl-serine phosphorylation; memory; negative regulation of neuron apoptotic process. The coding region runs from base 164 to 940 and encodes 258 amino acids. Lineage: Eukaryota; Metazoa; Chordata; Mammalia; Lagomorpha; Ochotonidae. The transcript has 2 exons. The record is from RefSeq and is a predicted model, not a curated record. Gene Ontology annotation, molecular function: nerve growth factor receptor binding; growth factor activity.